GCGAGAUUAUCUCCUAGGAAUGGUGGACAAAUUCCUCCCAAAAUGCUCUCAGUGCUGUCGCCGCUUUCCAGCGAAUCGCUUCCCCUCUAUCGCAGAAACCAUAGAACUCUUCUAGUUUCCUGUUCGAGCGUGUCGGAAGUGGAGAAGCCUCCGGCGGACUUAGAUCCGAGGCCGGGGUUGCGCCGUGCGGCCAGGUUCCCUGAGAUUGGAGAGGCCAAGAGAGUGGUUUUGGUGAGGCACGGACAGAGCACAUGGAACGAGGAGGGGAGGAUCCAGGGGAGUUCCGAUCAUUCUGUGCUCACCACCAAGGGGGAGUUGCAGGCGGAGACUUCCCGUCAGAUGCUUCUCGGCGACUCCUUUGAAGUUUGCUUCACCAGUCCCUUGAUUCGAUCCAAGAGAACAGCUAAGAUUAUAUGGGAUUCUCGCAAGGACAAAGUGUUAGAGGAGCCAGACCUUAGGGAGAUUGAUCUAUAUUCUUUUCAGGGCCUCUUAAAGCAUGAAGGAAAAGAGAAGUUUGGUGGUGCAUAUCGUCAAUGGCAGCAAGAUGCUGCUAACUUUCAAAUUGAUGGACAUUAUCCUGUGAGGGAACUCUGGGACCGAGCUGAGAGCUGCUGGAACAAAAUUUUGGCUCAUGAAGGAAGGUCUGUGUUAGUAGUUGCACACAAUGCUGUCAAUCAAGCUCUUGUUGCCACUGCGAUUGGAUUAGGACCAAAAUACUUCAGAAUUCUCUUACAAAGCAACUGUGGUGUAAGUGUCUUGGAUUUUGCACCAAGAAUGGGAGGUGAAUCUCCCCAUAUAAGACUUAAUCGUUUAAACCAGACACCAAAUUCUCCUGUUACUUUUGGAAGUUCUGCUGGAAGGAAAACAAAUGCGCGGCUUAUUUUAGUGUGCCAUGGAGCUACACAGAGUAAUGAAGCUGCUUAUUCAGAUUUCGUGUAUGAGCCCUUAAACAUGCUUGGGAUUAUACAGUCUCAAAAAACUGCAGAAUUACUUCUGGACUUGAAGGUGAAUUGUUUAGUGUGUAGUCCAAGGAUUGCCUCUGCUGACACUGCAACAGCCAUACGUGAGGUUCAAGAGGCAGCAGAUUGCUUGGGCGCUGAUUGUGUUCCUCGUUUUGUGGAGGUGAAGAAAAUGCUGGAACUUGAAGUGGAAUCUAUUCUUCAACGUGCGCAUAAGAUUUCGAGGAAGGCUGCCUCUUUUCAACCAGGAUGCAUAGUUGACCUCAAUGAUACGAGCAUGUUAGAACUAUGGACUCAAUCAAAGAAAGCAUGGCAUUCUCUGCUACAGCAACUAUUCUUUGAAUCAGAAUCGGAAUCAGAAUCAGAAAGAAAUGUUGUGGCUAUUGCUCACCCUGCUGCUCAUAUUGCACUCAUAACACAGUCUCUGAAGUUAACAGCAGAAUGGAUGGACUCUUUCCAUCUUGAUGCCGGCAGCAUCAGCAUCAUUGAUUUUCCUGAUGGUCCUGAGGGAAAAGGUGUCAUCAGAUGUUUAAACUAUACUGCACACCUUGGUAGAUGGUCUGUACCAGUUACGAGAUCUCUUGGAAAUGAUGAGGAGUUCUAGGCUGCGAUAACUGUUGAAAUCACAG
This is a messenger RNA of Phalaenopsis equestris, 1588 nucleotides long. Its product is annotated as 2-carboxy-D-arabinitol-1-phosphatase-like. Bases 43 to 1563 code for a protein of 506 amino acids. Gene Ontology annotation, molecular function: phosphatase activity. The transcript is spliced from 9 exons. Lineage: Eukaryota; Viridiplantae; Streptophyta; Magnoliopsida; Asparagales; Orchidaceae. The record is from RefSeq and is a predicted model, not a curated record.